UUUAUCUCCCUGAGCGUCGGCUCCGAUUGCAAACGGGGGAUAAUAAUAGUACCCGCCUCCUAAUUGUGAGGAUUAGAGAGGAAGCUGGCUAAGGAUUUAGCAGGAGGGCCGGAAUAUAAUGAAUCCAACACGUGUGAGCUGUUUAUUACUUUUAGGUUUCCGGUAAUUUUCCUCAAAUAGAAUCAGGAAUGUACAAGGUGCGAUCUUUGGGGUAAAUGACCAGUAACUGAAGAAGGACAAGAAGUCAAUGAAACACCCUUUGAAAGUCGCCUCAUACAGUAACGGGAUAUCUAUAAAAGUUUAGAGAAGUCACGAGGAAUGGACACCUGAGGCUGGAAUACUACAUUUCCCAGAAGCCUCUAAGGGCCUACAACUCCCAAGCACCCUUUGGUCGCUGACGUCUCCCGGAAGCGAGCACGUGCGGGCAGCCAGCAUACGUCAUGGCGGCCAGACGCCUCUUCGGAGCUGCCCGGACCUGGGCCGGCUGGCCGGCGCGGCAGCUCCCGGACCCCGCCGAUCCCGGAAGACUCCUUGUACGGGAUUAUGCCAAGAAAGCGGUCGUUAAGGGGGGUCGAGGCGGCAAAGGCGCGGUCAGCGAGGCCCUGAAGGACCCGGAGGUGUGCACGGACCCGGUGCGGCUCAGCACGCACGCCAUGGGCGUCAACAUCUACAAGGACGGGCCCGAUGUGGCGCUCAGGCCGGACGCCGAGUACCCCGAGUGGCUGUUCCAGAUGAACUUGGGCCCCCCCAAGACGCUGGAGGAGCUGGACCCCGAGACCCGCGAGUACUGGCGGCUGCUGCGCAAGCACAACAUCUGGCGCCACAACCGGCUCAGCAAGAACCAGAAGUUCUAGAGGGCGGGUCGCCUGAGCCCAGGCCGCGAGGACCCCGAGGGACCCCCGAGGGCGCGGCUCCCACCAUCCCGCCCCCGAGGGAGACUGUCUUUCCGGGAGAAACAGCCUUUUCCAUGAACGGAGCCUCCCCCGGCUCCCGUGUGCGCCCCUCAGCGAGGCUGGAUCAGGGCCGGGCUGGGGGGGGAUAAAGACCCCGGGGCCGGCCUUGGGGGGGGGUGGUCUGACAGCGCCCGGAGGGGGAGAGAUGCCAGCGGGGAGGGGCCCCAGCUGCCACCCCCUGCUGAGCCUCUGUGGGCCAUCCUCACCUCCAGGCAGAACUGGAUUUCUUGUCCGGAUUCUUGAAUUCUUCGCCCUGUGCAACGGGCCCCACCUCAGUCCUCGAGGGCCGGAUUUUUCUAGCCAAGCCUCUGGGUUGCCAGGGGAUCAACCCCACCCAGGCCACCCGAAGCGGAAGAGUUGUGAGCUUCAGGAACUGAGAUGUCCGGGAGUGGCUUUGGCUUCAGGCAGGGCUGGAUCCAGGUGCUUCAGUAUCCGGAUAUGUGUCUCUCUCUCUCUCUGAGUCCUUUCAGCCUCCAGUGGGUAGUUCUCCCCGGCAGAGUUGACUCCAUCCUAACCCAUUUCAGCAACGACUUUCCUUCCUGUGAAGGUCACGGGGCUUUCUCCAGGGGCCAGUCACUUGAGCCCAGGCGGCUGGGCUGUGGAUCAUCCUCCCGUCCAUCUGUAGUGGUCGCACUGGUGCUCGGGUCUCAGCUGUCGUGUUGUGCGCCCGCCACCACCCACCCCCCUUGAAAUACAUCCUGCCGUCUGCAUUGGGCACCGAGAAUCUGGCCACAGCGCAGGGGAAAAGUGCGGCUCCCGCAGCCCCACCUCCUGCCCGGCCUGGCUGGGAGGGCGGGUGUGCGGGGGUCUCAGGGCUGAGGCCUGAGCCCGCGGACUGGAGGGUUGGAGGAGGCCGGCCCGUCACGUGGGGUCUGCAGGCCCCGUCCUCUCCCGGGUAGGCUCCGCCCCCAUGGCCAUGGCCCCGCCCUCUCCUAGGUAGGCCCUGCCCCACAGCUGUGGCCCCACCCUCUCCCGGAUAGGCUCCGCCCCCAUGGCCAUGGCCCCGCCCUCUCCUGGGUAAGCUCCGCCCCCAUGGCCCCGCCCU
Equus quagga is the source of this 1998-nucleotide messenger RNA. It is a transcript of the gene MRPL54, whose product is annotated as mitochondrial ribosomal protein L54. The coding region runs from base 441 to 854 and encodes 137 amino acids. Gene Ontology annotation, molecular function: structural constituent of ribosome. Gene Ontology annotation, cellular component: mitochondrial large ribosomal subunit. The record is from RefSeq and is a predicted model, not a curated record. The transcript is spliced from 3 exons. Lineage: Eukaryota; Metazoa; Chordata; Mammalia; Perissodactyla; Equidae.